Messenger RNA from Porites lobata, 1608 nucleotides. The record is from the annotation of a GenBank genome assembly. NCBI's taxonomy places the organism in Eukaryota, Metazoa, Cnidaria, Anthozoa, Scleractinia, Poritidae.
AUGGCGGCCAAAAGACCAUUUGUUCCGGAAGGAAACACGCCAGGCAAGACCGCAAGCAAACGACCGUCGACACAAGGAACCUCGCGGAAGAGUCUUUUCCAAGAAAGUGACAGACGUAAAAGUGCUUCAAGUAUCCAAAAAUGGACUGAUGAAGAAACGACUGCUCUCGUUCAGUAUAUCUUUCUUUAUUCAGAAAAUAAGUGGACCGAUAAAUGGCCAACAGGAGAAGAUCCCGAGUUCUGGAAGGCCUGCUCAGUGUAUGUAAAUAAGGUGUGCAAAUCUUCCCGUACAGGUUUGUCAACUGUGAUUGAUUAUAAUUGUUUGCUCAGUCUCUACUCCUUGAAAGAGAGAGAGACAUAAGUCAGUGUCUUUCCCCCUAUGACCUUUUUAGUUUGAAAUCAAUAUUAUUAUUUUUUUAAAACUUCUGUAUGGGAGAGUAAAAAGGUAUCUUGUAAAAAUUGCUCCUUAUUUCUUUCUCUUACUCAAAAGGUUGAUCCUGUUGCACCAGGGUUACAAAGUUCUUGGCUAAGGAGUUCAAAACCCUUUCAGAGGUUGAGGAGGCACUACAAAUUGUCUAUGUUAGGAGCUCUGUUGCAUUUGAAGAAAGCAGCGUUUUUGAAGAAAGGGCCAGAAGCACCCCACAGAAAACUGUGUUAGUGGACGAUGCCUGCCUGUCACCUAUUUUCAGUUGUUCACCAAGUAAAGGUGCAGAGCAAAGUGUUGGUGAUGUGGUGAGGCAGUUUCUCAUGUACUUUAAAAGUUCCCUGUCAUCAAGGCUGAGGACUCAAUUAUUGCAACACAUUUUCAAAUUGUCAGUUUUGCAAGACCAUGGAAAUGAUUUUUUUAAAUCCGUGAACAGUGAUUUUCUAAAUGUAAGCUUGGGUGCAAUGAAAACGUUGUUUACAGAACAAAAAACACAAUCUGAUUUAUGACCUAAUUAGAUGCUUCAAUGGUUUAACUACGCGAAUGCCCUUAGACAGAAUGCCUUUUGGCUUAAUCGAUUAUAACAUCCGAUUCUUUGCUAGCAGCAAAACCCAGAAACUUGGUAUGGAGAAGCAUUACUCUUCUUGGCUUCAGACCAUGUUUUCCCAGUUUGGCCAGAAAUGGCUGUGUCUCCACAGAGGACCAGCUGAGCAGUAUGAUGAAGAUCCUAUGCCAGUGCAAUCUGUACAAAAUAAGUUGGAUCACAGCAGCGGAGCUGACAAUGAGGAAGAAAUUGAUAUUAUCCAGAGUGCAUUGCAGCAGUCAUCACUUAGUCUGGAUUUAGAGGAAAGCAGUGUUUCUCUAGAACUGUCCUCCACCAUGAGCGGUUGCAGUAAGACAUCUGCUGAGUAUCCUAAUCAGCAAAAUAGUUCAUCUGUAGCGAUUGAAGAAGACCAAUCUCUCUCUCCUCUUGUCGAGGAGAAUGUCAUUUCAUCACCAGAGCCAUCAGAUGGUGGACAAGUGGCACACCUCUCACACUUAUGGACUCACGCAUCCAAUAUUGAGAGGCAAGAAGUGGAAUUGGGCCUCUUGCCUCCUCAGGAAAUGGAGAGGCUUCAUUCCAUACGGCCUACUGGAGUAAAUAAUGCAAAUCGUAAUCCAUGGAUGUUUGACCCGUUGAAGGUU